AUGGUUCAUCUGGGGAUGCUGAAUGACCCUCAGGUGUCCAGCAGUGGCCAGUUUCCAGAUGGAAAAGAGCUAUCGUUCUUGCAGAAGACCAAAGUUAAAGUUGAGUGUUUCCUGUCACAGGAGGUGGUGACGUUCAGGGACGUGGCCGUGGUCUUCAGUGAGGAGGAGCUGGGGCUGCUGGAUGCUGACCAGAGGAAGCUGUACCGUGACGUGAUGCUGGAGACCUUCAGGAAUGUGGUGUCACUGGGGCAUCAGAGCGUGACUCCAGAGGUUUUGCUCCAGCUCAAGAGAGAAGACGUGUUCUGGAUGUUGACCGUGGCUAGCUGGAGUGGUGAAUCUACAGGAGACAGGAAUCUACAGGAGACGCACCCUCUUCAGGAAGGAUUGAGGUACCUGCCACAUGACGAGCUUUUCUGCUCGCAAAUCUGGCAACAAGUUACGAGGGAGUUAACCAAGGCUCAGGACUGCACGGUAAACACUGGAGGAACUGGCUCUCCGUUGAAACAAGAAGAUGUGAGCUAUGAAGGAGAGGAACUGAGUAAAGUUUCCAGUCAGAAUUCCGUUCCUCAGGCUGACCACAGGGAACUCCCUGAAGGAGAGGCACGUGAGAAAGAUUUCAGUUGCGCCCACCGUCUUCACGUUAUUACAGGAGAGAAGCCCUACAGGUGUGAAAAAUGUCACAACACCUGUCGGUCCCCAAGUCUUCAGUCCCAUCAGAGAAUACACGAUAUACACGGAUUGAACAAGGCAGACGGUCUGUUCAAAAAUUUCAGUCAAAGGCCACUAUUUCAGUAUCGUCAGAGUGUCCCCACUGGAGAAAACUCAAAAGGAUGUGAGGAGUGUGGGGAUACUGGGAAAAGCUCCUAUGGCCAGACAGUUUUGUUAGGUCACAGAGGAGAGGAACUUUAUAAAUGUGAGGGGUGUGGAGAGAGCUUCAGCCACAGCUCACAUCUCCAGGUCCACCAGAGAGUCCACGCUGGAGAGAAGCCUUAUAACUGUGAAGAGACUGGGAAGGACUUUGCCGGGUUUUCACGACUACACCCGCAUCAUCAAAUCCACAAAGGAGAGAAGCCAUACAAAGGCGAUGCAUGUGGCAAGGGUUUUAGGGACAGUUCACAUGUUAACAUUCAUUGUAGAGUCCACACAGGAGAAAAACCCAGUAAGUGUGAGGAAUAUGGGAAAAGCUUCUGUCAGGCCUCAAAUCUUCUGGAUCAUCAGAGGGGCCACGCUGGAGAGAAGCCUUAUCAAUGUGAUACUUGUGGGAAGAGCUUCAGCCGGAGUUCUGAUUUUAACACUCACAUUAGGGUCCACACAGGUGAAAAACCCUACAAGUGUGAGGAGUGUGGGAAAGAUUUUAGCCAGGCAUCAAAUCUUCUGUCCCAUCAGAGAGGCCACACUGGAGAGAAACCCUACAAAUGUAAAAUAUGUGGGAAGAGCUUCCGCCGGAGUUCAAGUCUCAGCGUUCAUUGUAGAAUCCACACAGGAGAGAAACCCUAUAAGUGUGAGGAGUGUGGGAAAGCCUUCAUACAGGCCUCAAAUCUUUUGGCCCAUCAGAGAGUCCACACUGGAGAGAAACCCUACAAAUGUAACAUAUGUGGGAAGAGCUUCCACCGAAGUUCAAAUCUUAAUGUUCAUUGGAGAAUCCAUACAGGAGAAAAACCCUAUAAGUGUGGGGAAUGUGGAAAAGCCUUCAUCCAGGCCACAAACCUUCUGGCCCAUCAGAGAAGCCACACCGGAGAGAAACCCUACAAAUGUAACACAUGUGGGAAGAGCUUCCGCCGGAGUUCAAAUCUUAAUGCUCAUUGUAGAAUCCAUACAAGAGACAAUCCAUACAAAGGUGAUACAUGUGGAAAGGGCUUUAGCGACAGUUCACACCUUAACGUUCAUUCUAGAGUGCACACAGGAGAAAAACCCUACAAGUGUGAGGAUUGUGGCAGGGGCUUCAGUGUAGACUCACACCUUCGGACUCAUCAGAUAAGCCAUAGUGGAGAGAACCCAAACAAAUGUGAGGAGUGUGGGAAAGGCUUCUGUCGGGCCUCGGAUCUUCCGGAUCAUCAAAGGGGCCACACUGGGGAGAAGCCUUAUUGA
Messenger RNA from Acomys russatus (golden spiny mouse), 2088 nucleotides. Its product is annotated as zinc finger protein 45-like. Bases 1 to 2088 code for a protein of 695 amino acids. The transcript has 5 exons. Gene Ontology annotation, biological process: regulation of DNA-templated transcription. The record is from RefSeq and is a predicted model, not a curated record. NCBI's taxonomy places the organism in Eukaryota, Metazoa, Chordata, Mammalia, Rodentia, Muridae.